Cyclopterus lumpus (lumpfish) is the source of this 3070-nucleotide messenger RNA. It is a transcript of the gene ubtfl, whose product is annotated as upstream binding transcription factor, like. The record is from RefSeq and is a predicted model, not a curated record. Lineage: Eukaryota; Metazoa; Chordata; Actinopteri; Perciformes; Cyclopteridae. The coding region runs from base 629 to 2716 and encodes 695 amino acids. The transcript is spliced from 20 exons.
CAGGUGUACCAGACAGCUGGGUGUAUUGACUGAUUGACUCCCCACCGGGGGGGCGGUGUGUCCUCAGCGGGCAGGCUGCCAUGUGGAUGCAGGUUCCUCCUUCGGCUCCGAGCCGCUGAUGAGCACCUCGACGGGCUGGAGAGGAGAGCUGACAGCCGGCAGCCUGAUGCCUCCCAGCAGCCUCCUGGAGCCCGGAGCAGCGGGGUCGGUCCCCGUGCCCCGGUCCUCUGUCUCCCCGCAGCCUCUGGCCCCGGACCAGGUGCCAGUCAGGAGGGUAGAUGUAUUUAUUAUUUAUUCUGCAGAGUGACUGAAUGAGUAAAUAAUGACUAUAUUAGUGUUCAGCGGGUCUGACUGCAGCUGUAUCCGUGUCUCUGGUUUCAUCCUCCGCCUUUGUCCCGUGUUCCCACGGAGGUCCUCCCCCUGCGGCGCGGGGCGGAGUUUCAUACCGGACUAGACGCUCCUUUUGUCGGAUUCGUUUCGAGCGGCCUCCCCGGGGUUUACGGCGGAAAAACACACACUUGGAGAGCCCUGAAAUAACAGCCCGGAGCCCAGCGGUGCGCGGUGUUUCCCCGGGUCUUGGUCUCGAUCUGCAGCUCCAUCUCCGUGUGUGUGUAGACUGACUCGCUGCAUGAUGAACGGCAGCAGCAGCGUCUCGGUGGCUCAGAGCUCCAGGAUAAAAAACGAACCAGAUGACUGGACGAAGGAGGACUGUCUCACUCUCCUGGAGAGGAUUCGUUCUCUGUUGCCGGACGACGACGGCAUGAAGUACAAAACCACCGAGUCGCACUACGACUGGGACAAAGUCGGUUUCGGCCGCUUCUCCGGAGACACAUGCCGCCAUAAAUGGCAGAAAGUUUCCUCUGAGGUCCGUAAGUACCGAACGAUGACGGAGCUCAUCGUGGACGCCAUGGAGUUCGUGAAGAAUCCGUACAAAGGGAAGAAACUGAAGACUCAUCCAGAUUUCCCCAAAAAGCCUCUGACUCCAUACUUCCGCUUCUUCAUGGAGAAACGAGCCAAAUACGCCAAAAUCCACCCGGAGAUGAGCAACCUGGACCUGACCAAGAUCCUGUCCAAGAAGUACAAGGAGCUGCCCGACAAGAAGAAGCAAAAGUACGUCACAGAGUUUCAACAGGAGAAAGAAGCGUUUGAGAAGAACAUGGCUCGAUUCAAGGAGGAGCACCCCGAGCUGAUCGAGGAGAGGAAGAAGUCCGACCUGCCGGAGAAACCGAAAACUCCUCAACAGCUGUGGUACAACCACGAGAAGAAGACCUACAUGAAGCUGCACCCAGAGGUGAGUCCGAAGGAGCUGAAGGAGGCUCUGAGGAGACAGUGGUCCCAACUGUCUGACAAGAGGAGACUCAAGUGGAUCAGCAAGGCCCUGGAGCUCCAGAAGGACUACGAGGGCAGUAUGAGAGCAUAUCAUGAAGCUCAUCCAGAUGUGACCUCUGAUGAUCACGUCCGGUCCGUCCUCACUAAAGCAGAGAGACAGCUGAAGGACAAAUUUGAUGGGCGGCCAACAAAACCACCACCCAACGGGUACUCCCUGUACUGCGCCGAGCUCAUGGUGAACAUGAAGGAUGUGCCCAGCACGGAGCGCAUGGUGCUCUGCAGCAAGCGCUGGAAGCUGAUGACGCAGAAGGAGAAGGACAUGUUCCAGAAGCGCUGCGAGCAGAGGAAGAAGCAGUACGACGUGGACCUGCAAAGGUUCCUGGAGAGUCUUCCGGACGAGGAACGUGACCGCGUUAUGGGCGAGGAGAAACCGGGCGGGUCCAGAGGGGGCGUGGCCUCCAGCCCGCACAGAGCCAAGUCUCUGGCCAAGGUGGUGUCUCUCGGUCGGGAGGCGGAGCCAGAGACGUGGACGCCUGCCGGACAACCAAAGGACCGACGGGACGGGAAGAAGACGGCGAAGCUCCCGGAGACGCCGAAAACCGCUGAAGAGAUGUGGCAGCACAGCGUGAUGGGAGACUACCUGGCCAAAUACAGAAGCGACCGCAGGAAGGCUCAGGCUGCGGUCGAGGCGGCCUGGAAGUCGAUGGAGAAGAAGGAGAAGAUUCCUUGGAUCAAGAAGGCGGCGGAGGACCAGAAGCGUUACGAGGUUCAGUACCAACAUGUGAGGGAGCUGUUGGACAUGAGGACUCCACCUGCAGCUCAGAACCAGAGGAAACCCAAGUUUGAUGGAGAACCAAAGAAACCUCCAGUGAGUGGGUAUCAGAUGUUCUCCCAGGAGUUGCUGACCAAUGGCGAGCUGAACCACUUCAGCCUGAAGGAGCGCAUGGUGGAGAUCGGGAAGAGGUGGCACAAACUGACCCAGAGUCAGAAAGACAAGUACAAGAAGAUGGUGGAGGAGCAGCAGGGGGAGUACAAGGCCGAGCUGGAGGACUGGGUCGAGUCUCUGUCUCCUCAGGAACGAGCCGUCUACAAAGAGUUCUCCUCCUCGAAGCGUCGCAGCAACACUAAAGUUCGCAGCAGUCCAGCAGCUAAAGUCCGCGUGACGGCGAAGGGGAAGGCGGCCAGUUCGAGAGCCGCAACGCAGCCGGUCGGCGUCGCCAAGAGGGCAAUGGCGUACAGAGCCAAGCAGGACAUGUCCGACUCCACCGAGAAGAGCGACUCGUCCGACUCUGAUGAAGAUGAUGAGACGUCAGGAAGCACAGACAGUGACGACGACGAUGAAGAUCAGAGCUCCUCGGAUGAAUCCAGUGACUCUGACUCGGAUUAGCUCCGCCCCUUCCCCUCAUUGGAGGACAGGCUGUGCAGGCCACGCCUCCUCACAUUCUAGUUGUCCAGGCAGACCAAUGAGAAUGGGCAAUGUCAUGCUGUAGUCACGCUGACCCCUCCCUCUGAAGGGGGCGUGGCCUGACGGAGUGUUUUGUUACUCAUGUGUUUGUUGGUUUUUAUCUGAUCAACAUUUUUUUUAGCAAUGGCGCGGCCUGUUGGCGGAGCAGAGCCUAUUGGCUGUUUGUUACCGCUGAGGGAGGAGCCUAUUGGCUGUUUGUUACUGCUGAGGGAGGAGCCAGUGUUCAGCCUCCAAUCAGCUGCCUGAGAAAAUUAACAAAUAAAUGCACUUUCUCAC